Molecule: messenger RNA, 7343 nt
Organism: Folsomia candida
Lineage: Eukaryota; Metazoa; Arthropoda; Collembola; Entomobryomorpha; Isotomidae
Gene: RhoGAP19D
Product: rho GTPase-activating protein 23
Exons: 29
Coding region: 936-6446 (1836 amino acids)
Biological process (GO): signal transduction
Molecular function (GO): protein binding
Source: RefSeq, a predicted model, not a curated record
UACCUGCCUGCCUCGCUCUACCACCACCAUCUAAUUCUGCUAAAGUAAAAAGAAAAGCAAAUCGUCAAAGAAAUCACUUUACUUCAUUUAUUGGGAUGUGUCUCCUCCUCCGAGCUAGUUGCAGAUUCAAUUAAGAGAAAGCAGAGAGAAACCGCUCCGCACGAAGCCACGAUACAAACAAACUUUAAACACAUGCCAUUAUAAAAGUACAUUAUUUGUUGUUGUUAAAUGUGAACUUGUGUUUGUUUUUGAAACGUUAAACAUGUGAAACAACCAACCAUAGUUAAAAAUGUGUUGAUUAUGUGUGACAAUUUAAAUUGUCUCAACAAACCAAACUUUUAAAUUAGACAAAAAAAUCAAAUUAAAGAUGAUAACAUUUAAACAUUUUCUUGGAUUGGUUUGUUGAUUUGUUAAGAAUGAACUGGAUGGCUUAUCCAAAAUGUGAAAGUACAUCAAGCCCUGAAGGAAUCGUACGUUUAAAAAAGAUGUUAUGCUCCCAGUCGAAAAGACGCAUGUAAUCUUUCUCACAUUAUCGGAGUUAACGCAUGGAGAAACUACACUAAUACAUUUCUGCAUUAUUGUGCCGGCUGAUAAAAAGUCGUUACUUCUCAUUCACUUCAUCCGGAUGAGCUUCGUCGCUUCAGAUACCUUAUCUACUCGAGGAUGGAACUAUCAAAAAUCCACACAUGAUAAGUAUCGUGGAUUUGAGACUGCACUAUAAAUGGAAUUAUUAUGCAUCGACAGUGAAAGUAAUCGCGACAAAUGCAGUUGAGGUGUCGUGUUUCUCACAAACAAUUGCACGGAACUGCAUGUCGGACGAUCUUCCAUCCCUCUAUUAAAUACUGUGUGGAACAGUGAAAUUAGUGUAUGUGCAUAUACUUGUAACAUAAGACAACAUGUUUUGAGAAGAAGGAUACUCAUCAAAUCCAUCAAGAAUGGAAAUGAAUCUUCACAAAGAUCCGAGUGGCUUUGGCCUGAGACGUGUGAAGAUUCGAAGGGAAGACAAUGGAUUUGGAUUCACAUUGCGACAUUUUAUCGUGUACCCCCCUGAGUUGUACAAUAAUGAUUCUCAGGAUGAUGAGAGGAGAAACCCAAGUUUUUUGGUAAAGUCGGCAACCGCAGUUGAUACAAUUUUUGUUCGUCAUGUUGUUCCAAACGGUCCUGCUGAGCGUGCAGGUUUGUGCGUAGGUGACCGCAUUGUAAGCGUAAACCGAAGGACAAUCUUCGGACUCAGUUACGACAAUGUGGUACAAUUGAUUCAAAAAAGUCCACACGUUCUCCGCUUGGAAAUAACUCCCAAGCAAUACGAUACUUUGCAAUUGUUUUUUGAGGAUACUGCAUACCGCCCAGAAUCUAAUUUGGUUCCAGUUCAACCCCAAAGGCAACGUCACAUACAUUACGCUCAUCCAACGAAAGCUGGAACUUAUUCAGAUAAUUACAGUUACCCACAGUUGGGUUAUCUUCACCCCAACAAUCAGUCGUGGUACUCAAAUAACUCUAAUCGUGACCCAAUCUACGGAUACCCCAGCAACAACGUAUCGACAGAGUCGUUCUUCUUAAACCCAGCUGCAGAACAAGGUAGUAUGUCCUCGCAGCCGCAUCCCUCGGCCGGCUCAAACCCGCAACUGUUUUCUCAUCUGCCACGUCCCACCCCUUACAAAUCAUCUACCGUUUGGUCAGGUUCGAACCAACCCUCAGUCAGGAACUCGGGAGGAGUAACUGCAAGCAAGGCACAGAACAAGGUGAACCAACCCCAAACGUACUAUCCCUUUAACCAAGACCUGCACUCAUCGACUUCCUUGGGUACAACUCACCUCUGGAAAAUCUCGGAAAUCAAAGAGGAACCAAUAAAUUCAGCUGGUGCCAAAAGUGCCGAGAGCAUUCUUACCUCUGCUGGUUGCAAUUCUGUGGAGUUCCAAGAUCAUCAUGACACAUCUCAACGCUCUGAAAGCAUGGAAUGCCUCAAUAGAGUACCUCCAAUCCAACCUGACCGAAACACGAGCACGAGUGGUCACUGGCCCACCGUAAGACCGGGUCAAGGUCAAAGGUUCAUGUCCUACGAUGAAAACAGUCGCCCGGAAACCUCUAGUCACAGAAGGGAGUCUACUGGUUCAAUACCAAAUUCCAAUGUUCAAAGUGCUAUGGUUGUAACAAUGGCAAGCACAAAUUCAAAAAUGCAAAGUUCAUAUCAACCCGAAUUGAGCGAUUCGGGUUCGUCUUUGGGAGGCUAUAAUAGUUCUGCCGGCAACACGGGGACAGGGUAUGAAACUAAACUAGUUGACCGUAUUCGUCGAAGUUGUGAACAGAAGGAAGAAUUUCUCAAAAGGCCCAAUCAGCCCAUGCAGUGGGCCCCCAUCCAGUCCUCCUCCUCCACUGGAUUUCCCAAAGAAUUGUACGCGCUUCCCCAAAAGUUCGAAAAAAUCCCAUGGCCACCUGCAAACAUUGUUCCAACAGUUACCACUGCGAAACCCCCACUGAUUCAAAGUUGUCACGCAAAUUCAGGGAGUUUUGAUAGUCAAAUGAAAAAUAUGAACAACGUCUCAGUAAUUAAUGUGCAACACUAUCAAAAUCCCUCCACACCUAGCAGAACUAGCAUCAAUCCUGUAUCAGAAAGUGACAGUUUUUCUGCAAGCCCAAGUAAAGAUGGUGCUUCCUCUUCUGCAAUGUACCAACCUUCACAACCCCGAAGCCUGAGUCCCUCCUGGCUCGAGUACGCCCCCAGAAAUAGGACAGUUAUCGUAGGAAGUAGAAAGUUGCACUGUGAUCCACCCCCCAAUUGGAAUCCAGAAUCCCAGAAUUUGGAAGGGCAGCAGCAGCAAUACAACGAGAUGAGCAGCAGUGGAUUGAGUCCAUCCGCAGACGGUGCUGGGGAAGUAAAAUUAAGACCACGCAACGAUGACCUUGAUGACACGGAGAGAUUGGUUCGCCGUGUGUCGUAUUUGAAAGCAACAUCUUCCCCGAUUGACAUGGAUAGGAAUAGUACUAGUCCCACUUCACCUACGUUAAGCUGCGGCGUAAUUAAAGCUACGUCCCCCAUGUCGGAUGUGGGUCGAAGAAGGAGUGUAGCAAAUAAAAUUUCCGCAGAAUUUUUCCCAAGAGGCAGAAUAAUUCGUCUAAAGCAAUUUUUUGAAGAACGAACUCAGCCAUCAGCCAAAAGUUCCAUCUUUAAGUUCAGUGUGGAUAGCCCAACCUCCGAACAACACCGUGGAUUUGGAAGCUUACUGGGGGUGCGAAGUCUUGAUGACUCGAUGGUCACCCGUGACGGCCAAAUUCAUUACAAAAUCAGAUUAGGAGAAAGCAAGAAGGGUGGCUACAAUCGGUCUUGGAGACAAGGUUGGGCGCAGAUACGUCAAACGGGAUGUCUCUACAUAUCCAAAGAACCUUUGUCGCGAGAGUCAGCAGUAACACUUACUGAAGAUGCUGUGAUAUUAGCUCUUAGUUUAAGAAGUGGAGUUACCGUGGAGCAGGCGGAAGACUACUCAAAGAGAAAAUAUGUACUCAGGAUAAAGACAAGUUACUCAUCGCUGGAUAUUGCGAAUAUUGCGGAAAAUACCUUUUCUAAUCCCACCAAUGCUCACCCACCACCAAUCCUUCACUCACGUAUUCAUUCCACUCCGGUUGAAAUACUGAUUCAGGCAGACGAUAUGAAUGAUUCUGGUUUAUGGCUGCAAUGUCUUCAUGCACAGCUUGAAAAUAAUAACUAUUGCAGUGGAAAUGCUAAUAAUAAUUUGGGCAUCUACUUUGGACCAGAAUUUUGUCAUCUAACCAAACCCAAAUCUUUGCUCACAUCAUUCCUUCCUACCCCAACAACCACUUCAUCAUCCCAUGUAUCACAAUCCAGUGAAAAGACGACCACUUCCUCUGCCACAAAUAAUAACACGUUGCAGAUCGGAACCUCAAAUGUACCUCAAAAUUCAGCAAGUCCAAAGAACAAAACUUGGAAGGGGAAAGUUGCUCGUCAAUGGAAAAAAGUACAUAACAUUAUCGAAACUGGAGGAGAUAAAUCUAGUCCGUAUUCUUCCAUGGGUCCUCCAAUGGGUGCAACUUUUGGAAUUAAUCUUGAAAACUGUCCUCCUGGUGAAAACAAUCCCUUCAUUCCACGCGUAAUUGAGUAUGGGAUUGAGGUUGUGGAAAGUAGAGGAAUCGACAUGGUUGGACUGUAUAGAAUUCCAGGCAACAAUGCCUCUGUGGCCACCUUGACUGAGCGACUGAACAAGGGAGAGGAACCUAAUCCUGAUAAAGAUCCAAAAUGGGCAGACGUUCAUGUGGUGGCGAGCCUGAUUAAAUCAUUUCUACGUCGACUGCCUGACCCUCUUCUAACUGACGAUCGGUAUCAAGCGUUUAUUGUUGCCGCUGAUGACUCCGAACAAGAAAAAUGUCGUGAACGAAUGCAAUUACUCAUCCAGGAUCUUCCUGAUACAAAUUACGAGACUUUAAAGGCUGUCAUUAUGCAUUUAAAACAUGUGGCAGAACAUGGAGAGCAUAAUCGCAUGGAUGCUAGAAAUUUGGCAAUUGUGUUUGGACCCACCAUUGUCCGAACUGCCGAAGAGAAUGUCACAUCAAUGGUUCAAGAUAUGAAAAACCAGUGCAAAAUCGUAGAGCUUCUAAUUUCUAAUGCUGACGAGCUAUUUAGUGAUCUACGACACCAAGAAGACCAAUCGGAACCCAGAAUAGGAAGAGGCCCUCCUGACUCCCUUGCUUCCACCACAUCAGCCCAACUUUCCAGCUCUGAUGAAUUGGAGACGUACAAUAUUAGCAAUGCAAUACGCUUGCCGACCUUGGCUGCCGUCACACUUUACAAUAGUGCUGAAAGCAGCAUCCCUCCACCCCGUGCGUCCCCCUCUAGUCCAACAAUAGAGAGCGAACUGCGCGCUUCCCUCGUGCAUGCAGCAAUGAGAAAGGCAUCUCGAAAAAUUCAAUCUCCCGGAAAAGAUUCCAGUUCCUCCAUUCAUAAUAUUUAUGGUUUACCUACCAACUCUUCCAAAAAAGGGAAGCCUUCCAUUGAUGAUGCCGGAUUCAUUAGGUCAUAUGCAGGACUGAACGAAGAAACAGAGCAGAGGGUGAGGAAAUUUGAGCUAGAAACGAGAGCAAUGCUGUCAAGAGAAGAUCGAUCUCCUCACUCGAGCAUUGUGAACGUGGGCGCAAAACAACUUGGAGGUAUAAGGCUGUUGAAUCUUGAUGAUGAACUGCAAAAAGCAAAAGAUGAUUUAGAAAAUGACGAUAUUUAUGAUCAAUUAGCAGAAAAUCCUUCUAGUAUAAUUCAUCAUCGGGAUCGAGGGUUCUUUUCAGUGGGUUCAACACAACGCAAUCUCAGUAGUAGUAGCAGCAUUAGCAGUUCCAAUUCAAAUGGAACAACUCCUUCCACUCACCCACCACAAAAACUUGGACCUGUCCCAUUCAAGUCUACCUAUGUUCCCCAGUCACUGCCUCCAAAACCACCAGUACUGAUUCAACACCAGCACUUGGGUUCUUCUGUUCCCAGUCCCCUUAUAAACUCCAAAACAUGUGGUACUCCUAUUUUGGGGAUGAGAAGAGUCAGUUCCAUGGAUAGAUUUGGCUCUGAUAAGGAACCACAAGUUCAAGAUGAGUCAGUGACGGAAAGAAAGUUUGGAAAUGUGCCGUUUUUUCCAAAAUAUAUUGGUGGGUCAUUGGAUUCUUUGUCAAAUGCAACUGGUGGUGGAGGCACAGAUGGACAUCGAAAUGGGCAUUCCAGGCGAGGGGACGUAAUUUGCGAAGACUUUUCACCGAAAUCAUCAGAGGGUAGCGAUCUUGUUACAUCUCUGACACAGACACUGGACAAGAAGCUUGAAAACUUGAGAUCCAAUAAAUCUGAUGCGAAUUCUUUUGAAAUUUUCACUUUGAAUGGUACUGAACACCAUCCGGAAGGACUGACAUCAAGAAAAAUAGAAAUUAAUGGUGAUCAUACUGCCAACCAGAUUCAGAAUAUUUCAUCUGAUAACACAAAUGAAUCCAAACGUUCAAAAGGUAAAUCCCGAAUUGGGGGAAAUGGGAUGAAGAAGAACUGGCGAAGGAAUUCAAUGAUAGAACGGAGGGUGAACGGGGAAGUCUGUAACGUAAAUGUUGUAAACGUUAAAGAACGCACAUCACAUGAUGACAAAGAUUAUUAUCGAAACCCUAGUUUGCAUCGAUUGACUGCCGAAUUUUCGAGAAAUACGACCAAUCAAGCUGACCAAACCAAUUUAUCGAAAGAGGCUAAAACCGCCAACAAUAAGUUAACCCGGCGUGACUGCAGAAGGAGGCAUUCUCUGAGCGGAGGCGGGGACAUUUUAAGUAUUACAUAUCAUGAUAAGUCAAUCGAAUACCCUGAUGCCCCCUCCACCUCCGACGCACAAGCAGUUGAAAUAUGCAGCACGGCCACCCCUACAAACAAUGAAGGCAUUUCAGUGGCCAAUAUCACUAGAGCUGUCCUCGAAUCUCAUGUUUAGAUUAUUAUUGUUAUGAUGCUCUAAUUUUUUGCAAAUCACUGUGUACAAUAUUCAACAAGUUUACCUUUCUUCGCGAUGAACAUUUUAAACGAAAUAUUGUAUUUGAACUAUUGUCCAAGCCAAGCGAAGGAAAACUCUUCAAAACUUAAAAGUAUUAUUGCGGGCAGCAAAUAUUAAUGUCGCCAAUGUAAACGUCGUUUUCGUCGUUGUUAUUGUUUUUUUGUGACUCUGUGAUGUCGUUUUACGUGUGCUCAGUUUUAAUCAAUGUGUCUCGCUGGAAUGGAUAGUCAGUCAAUGUGUUUUAUCCCCCUUUCCCCUAGAAUGAUAUAUUAUAGCAUUUAUAGCAACUCGUUUUUAACUCUUGCAUUUUGAUUGCAUGCCCAGUGGCUCUCAAGUGACUGUAGGCAAAACAAAACGACAUCAACCGAGUGUCCUUUUUGUAUGAAAGAACGGAAUUUGGCUGGAACUUACAUUGCUGAGCAGUUUAUAGAAGAUAAGUGUGUUAAAGCUGUGUGAUAUAUUUCAAAUCAAAGAAAUCAAGUAUUAUUUUAAACUCGAAUCAAAACGUGCUGAUUUAUGUGGUUGUUAUUAUAAUCUUGGCACUAAAUGAUAAGAAACGAACGAUAUUUAUUUAGUGGACGUUGUGAAGACAAAGACUUACGCUUUAUGUAUUGUAGUUAUUAAUUGAAUAUGUAUGUAAUAUUUUACCUACGUAAUUCUACGUGGGAUUUUUGUCAGCCCAUAUUUAAGUCAAGUAAUAUGUAAGGAACCGUACGUAGCAUGUAGAACCCGUAUCUCGUAAAUGUUAAAUUAUUAUAUAUUUUUGAGGUUUUCGUUUCGUAACGAAGAGUUGUGCAUUUAUAAAGCAACAGAAUAAAAGUCAUUUGAAAAAUAUAA